ACGGGGACGUGAAGGCCGUGCCGGGCCCAAGGGGCAAAGAGAGGGGAGUCAAGGGCGGGCCUGACGCCUCUUCUGACUUCCGGGAGGUAGAGGGGCGACCCGCGACGGUAAACUCUGCUUCCCCCAGGCCACCUGAAGCCUUUUUCCGUAAGUCACUUCUAAUUCCCUGACCCUAAACCAAAAGCCUUAACUGCCCUUACUGGUUUCUCGCCUGUUUUGGGUCACGAACUUCUUCCAGAGCCUGAUGCAAACUACGAUUGCUUUCGCCGAGGACUACCAACGCGGUUGACAACCAAGUUCUGCGUCAAAUUUUAAGAGGGAAUAUCAUUUACCAGUGAGUUUGUUUUGUUGAGGAGUCGUAUGCUAAAAUACAAGAGAAUAUUUAUCAAUUUGAUAAGUGAAAAUGCUGUAAAGACAUUGUCAAAGGGUAGGAUUUAGCCUCUUCAUACCUCUGAACCAAUGAAGAGAAAAUGGGAAGCAAAACUGAAGCAAAUUGAAGAACGAGCAUCCCAUUAUGAGAGAAAACCGUUGUCCUUAGUGUACAGACCCAGGUUGUCCAAGCCAGAAGAACCAUCCUCUGUUUGGAAACUAUUUCAUCGGCAAACUGAAGCUUUUAAUUUUGUUAAAAACUGUAAAGAGGAUGUUCAUGUAUUUGCUUUGGAAUACAAAGUGGGCGAUGGACAGCGUAUUUACCUCGUAACAACCUAUGUUCAAUUUUGGUUUUAUUAUAAGUCCCGAAAAAAUCUCUUACACUGUUAUGAAGUCAUUCCUGAAAAUGCCGUGUGCAAGCUCUAUUUUGAUUUGGAAUUUAACAAACUUGCCAAUCCAGAAGCUGAUGGGAAAAUGAUGGUUGCGUUACUCAUUGAGCAUGUUUGUAAAGCACUUCAAGAGUUAUACAGAGUUAAUUGUUCAGCCGAAGAUGUUUUCAACCUGGAUUCUAGCACUGAUGAAAAAUUUAGCCGCCAUUUGAUAUUUCAGCUCCAUGAUGUAGCAUUUAAAGAUAACAUUCAUGUUGGCAAUUUUGUGAAAAAAAUUUUGCAGCCUGCUUCACAUUUAAUUGCCGGUGAAAGUGACGAUGGGAUUCCAGAGACGAGAGUUUCUCAUUUUUCUGAAAUACCAGUUAAACAAGGAAUUUCCUUCAGCAAAAUGUCCACAGGUAAUGAUAGAGGAGAGAGCUGGACCUUGAAUUCAAAGAAACUGGAGAGGCUGGGAUCAGCUAAGCAAAGUGAUCCUGAUCUUUCAUUUUUAGUUGUGAAGAAUACCAUAGGAAAAAAGCACCUGUUUGUAGAUUUAGGAGUUUAUACAAGAAAUAGAAACUUUCGCCUGUAUAAAUCAUCAAAAAUAGGAAAGCCCGUGGCUUUGGAGGUUGCCGAAGAUAACAAAUUUUCUCUUACACAGUCAGAUAUUUCUGAAGAAAAUCAGUAUUUCCUCUCUUCUUUGAUCAGCAAUGUCAGAUUCUCAGAUACUUUACGAAUUCUUACAUGUGACACAUCCCAGGAGAAUAAGCAAAAACAAGUUGAGUACUUCAGUAGUACCAGCACUUCAGUUGAAAACAUUGAAGGUUUUCAGGGUUCACCAUACCCUGAAAUUGAUGAAUUCGUUCUUUCCUUGGUGAAUAAAAAUGGCAUUAAAGGAGGAAUUCGGCAUUGGAACUACUUUUUUCCAGAAGAAUUAUUGGUUUAUGACAUUUGUAAAUAUCGCUGGUGUGGAAACAUUGGAAGAGCCCACAAGAGUAAUAAUAUCAUGAUUUUGGUUGAUCUAAAAAAUGAAGUUUGGUAUCAAAAAUGUCAUGACCCUGUAUGUAAAGCAGAAAACUUCAAAUCUAACCGUUUUCCAUUACCUGCUGAAGUAUGUCUCCUGUCUCUUCUCAAAGAGGAAGAAGAGUUUACAACAGAUGAAACGAUAAAUAAUGAAACCAAGAAUCCACAUAAGCCAUCAUCUAGUAUGUUGUCAAAAGGUGUAUUUUCUGAUCCUGACUGGGAUAAUGGCAUUGAUGAUGCUUAUUUUUUGGAAGCGAUUGAAGAUGCUGAAUUAGCAGAUGCUGCAGAGAAUAAUCUGCUCAGUUAUAAUGGAGUGGAUGAAAUUCCUGAUGAACUAAUUAUAGAAGUAUUACAAGAAUAGCUAAUUAACUGUGGACAUUUAUAUAACCAAGCUGUAAUUUGCCUGAAGAUACAUUUAAUAACACAUUUUAGUAACUUAUAUUAAUUAAAUUAUCUCUUUGCUUCCCAA
This is a messenger RNA of Pteropus alecto (black flying fox), 2229 nucleotides long. RefSeq names its product primase and DNA directed polymerase (gene PRIMPOL). The transcript has 14 exons. Gene Ontology annotation, biological process: DNA replication, synthesis of primer; replication fork processing; error-prone translesion synthesis. The record is from RefSeq and is a predicted model, not a curated record. Lineage: Eukaryota; Metazoa; Chordata; Mammalia; Chiroptera; Pteropodidae. Gene Ontology annotation, molecular function: DNA-directed DNA polymerase activity; chromatin binding. Gene Ontology annotation, cellular component: mitochondrial matrix; nucleus. Bases 460 to 2121 code for a protein of 553 amino acids.